This is a messenger RNA of Hipposideros armiger (great roundleaf bat), 6102 nucleotides long. RefSeq names its product asteroid structure-specific endonuclease 1 (gene ASTE1). The coding region runs from base 1293 to 3323 and encodes 676 amino acids. Gene Ontology annotation, molecular function: nuclease activity. The transcript has 5 exons. The record is from RefSeq and is a predicted model, not a curated record. Lineage: Eukaryota; Metazoa; Chordata; Mammalia; Chiroptera; Hipposideridae.
GUCAGCCUUCCUUAGCGACCUCGCGGCGGAGCGACUACCCCGGGCGCCGUCUGGAGCCACGGGCUUUAUGGAUGCGGGCUUCCCAGUGACGUCAUACCCAGAGACUUCCGGUCCCCGCUCUUGGGGUCGAGCUCUCAGGUGCCAGGGCUUCCGGCUUCCCCGUGCUCACCUGAGCGCUUCUAAUGUAGGGGCUGGCCUUCUGGGAGGACGGAGCAGGUGGGCCAGGUGUUGUGCCAGGUGGCGGGUUGUGAGGGCCCAGGUGGCGCGAGGUAUGAGGGUCUGUGUUUGAAGACUUAGAUCAGACCUUAUGUGUGCCUUUCUCCUACCCAGCGCGCAUUCGUUGAACAACUACUCAGUGCAAGGUCCUGUAAUUAGCUUGGGGUAAGUUGACACGGUCUCAGCUGGCAUAAGCUUUACAAGACAGACUUCUAAAGAAACAAGGACUAUACAGGACACGGUGCUGAGAUAUGGCCAAGACUGGGGUGAAGUGAGUCAGGCCCAAAAUGCAAGGGGAUGCCCCAAAACGCCGCAAUCAAGAUACAUUUUAAUGCAGUAUCUUCAAAAAUCAAAGUUAAUGCAAAAAAAUCCACCAUGCUUGACAUACAUGUUGAAAAAAAUCUCACGAUUUUGUAACAGUAGCACGCUGAGCCAUGUUGGAGCCUGAGGCUGAAGGAGAAACUAGUAAUACUGAUCCUGCGACUUAAGUUAGCUAGAUACUGAAGGAUAUUGUUUGUAACUGGGCCUGAUACGCAAAGACAAGAUGAGAAGAGCCUCUGGUUAGGGUGAAACUGGCGAGUUAGGUUUCUCGAAGCAUGAAAACUUUCCUUACUCAAAACUAUGCCAGUUAAAAUGGACCCAUAAGCCAAAGUCUGAAAGAAGUUCCCGGAUUCUGAUUGUCAAAAAAGAAAACUGGAUCCGUAUCAUUGACCCUACACGCUUUAGUUAACUGAAGCCCAGUUCUUUCUGAUUUAUUAAUUAUGAAAUUAAGAAUAUUUUAAUGGCUUAAGACUUUUUACUUUGACCCCACAAAAUAAAUAUUCUGUAUUGUAAGAUGAUGACUAUUAAUUCUCACAAUGUCAAAGUCAACAGAAGCAUUAUACUAGUGUGUCAGUAAUGGACUUUGACUGAUUUCCCUUUAGAAUCACCAGCACCUCCGUUUGUAUCCAAAGAUCAAACUCCAUGAAACUAUUGAAUUUGUGCCUUGUAACACACAGGGAAAGCAAAAGAGAAGGGAAAAGCACCCAGCUCGUUGGUGUUGCCUGAGGAUUUAGGCAGUUCUUCAGACAGUCAUCAUGGGUAUCCGAGGACUAAUGAGCUUUGUGGAAGAUCACAGUAAUGAGUUCUUUAGUGAUUUGAAAUUGCGAGACACAAAAAUUAUCAUUGAUGGCUAUGCUCUCUUCCACCGGCUUUGCUUCAACUCCAACUUGGAGCUCCGGUGUGGAGGGGACUAUGAUUCUUUUGCAGAUGUUGUACAAAAGUUCUUUGAAUCACUGUUUGCUUGUAAUAUAUGUCCAUAUGUUGUGUUAGAUGGAGGAUGUGACAUUUCAGAUAAAAAGCUUACGACUCUGAAGGAUCGAGCUAAAGAGAAGAUUCAGGUGGCCCAUUCCCUUUCCAUUGGUGGGGGUGGGUAUGUCUGUCCUUUACUCAUCAGGGAAGUGUUCAUCCAGGUUUUGAUCAAGCUGCAGGUAUGUUUUGUCCAGUGCUUUUCAGAAGCAGAUCGGGACAUUAUGACACUUGCUAAUCAUUGGAAUUGCCCUGUGUUAUCAUCGGAUAGUGACUUUUGCAUUUUUGACCUGAAAACUGGGUUUUGCCCAUUGAAUAGCUUUCAGUGGAGAAACAUGAACACUAUUAAGGGCACACAAAACUACUAUAUCCCUGUCAAAUGCUUUUCCCUUGAUGCACUCUGCCAUUACUUCGGCAAUAUGAACAAAGCUCUACUCCCUCUCUUUGCGGUGCUGUGUGGAAAUGACCAUAUUAAUCUGCCCAUGAUAGAGAGAUUCUUAAGUCAAGUACGUCUUCCUCCUGGAGCUGCCAGUUGUAAAGGGAGGAGACACCAUCGAGUUCUGGGACUUCUGAAUUGGUUGUCUCACUUUGCUAACCCUACUGAAGCACUAGAUAAUGUUCUGAAAUAUCUCCCAAGAAAGGAUCAAGAAAAUGUUAAGGAGCUUCUCUGCUGUUCCAUGGAAGAAUACCAUCAGUCCCCGGUGAAGCUGCAGGAUUUCUUUCAGUGCGGUACUUAUGUCUGUCCUGAGGCCUUGAAUCUAGGUUUACCGGAAUGGGUACGAGUGGCUUUGUCCAAAGGCCAGCUAGCUCCUUUCAUCAGCGAUGCUUUGGUGCUUCGACGGACCUUUCUUCACACACAGGUAGAAAACAUGCAGCAACCCAAUGCCCACAGAAUAUCUCUGCCCAUCCGGCAGAUCAUUUAUGGGCUUCUUUUGAAUGCUUCUUCACAUCUGGAAAGCAUGUUCUGGAAUUCAUUGCCUCCUCAGACUUUCAGCGAAGUGGAAAGGAUUAACAAAAAUAUCAAAACAUCAAUUGUUGAUGCAGUAGCACUGCCCAAAGAUCAUUCUGACUUAAGCAAAUUGACUGAGCUCUCCUUGGGUAAGCGGCAGUUACUCCUGUUAGAAACGCUGAAGGUGAAACAGACCAUCCUGGACCCAGUCCCUGCUUUGUUGAAAUUGCCCAUUGCUGUCAGCUGCUACUGGUUGCAGAGCACAGAGGCCAAGGCAAAGCUGUAUCAUCUACAAGCUUUACUGCUGGGGAUGCUGAUGGGGCCCUUGCAUGCCAUGAUCAACAGCCCUGAUAAGGACCAUCUGCGGCGAGAGGAUGGUGCCAAGAUGUUGUAUGAAAAAUUGCAAAGAAUGAAGACGCGGCCUGGUACGAGACUGGAUUUAGACACAGCUCACGUCUUCUGUCAGUGGCAGAGCUGUCUGCAGAUGGGGAUGUAUCUCAAUCAGCUGCUGUCCACUCCUCUCCCAGAGCCAAACCUAACUUGUCUGUACAGCGGAAGCCUGGUGCAUGGACUAUGCCAACAACUUCUAACGUCAACCUCUGCAGAAAGUCUCCUGAGCAUGUGUCCUGAGGCAAAGCAACUUUAUGAACAUCUGUUCAAUGCCACAAGGUCAUUUGCCCCUGCUGAAUUAUUCCUACCAAAGGGUAAACUAAAUUCAAAAAAAAAAAGGCAAAAGAAACAAGGUACCAACUGGUCAAAGAACAGAGUGGGAACCAUCUCCAACACGAGAUGUUGGUAUGAGGGAAGCAAUCGAUUUGGGCCAUUAAUGGUUGAAAACGUGGAGGAAAUUGAGGCCUCGGAGCUUGAAUAAACUGUCUGAAACCAGAUAUAUAGCUCUCACUUAAAAUUUUUCUGCUACCUACCUUAAAAUGAUUAUCUUUUUUCUUUAGAACUAACCUGUUAGGGGAUAAACAUUGCAAUUAAGUAAUCUUUGAUUCCAAGGUAUUUUGUAUUCUUUUAAUAAAUACAACCUGAUUUGAGAAACUUCUGUAUUCUUUACACACAUUUGAAAGCAUAUUUGUACUUCUCAUGUUCCAUUUCAGUAAGUUACUAAUAAUAGUCUAUAGCCUUUAAAUUGCAGCAACUAGUCAGCUAUGUUUUCUAAAUUGCAGCAACUAGUCAGCUAUGUUUUCAGUUAUUUCAAGCAGCAGCUGGGUUAUCGUUUUUUUUUUUAAAAUCUUUAUACAACUGUUUCCUCUUCAUUCUUUAUUGUGAAAGGUCUGACUUGGAAGAUAGAAGUUAGGAUACCAGACAGAAAACUAUAUACCUUUAAGUACUUAGUAAAUGAGACCAUGGCUGGGUUGAUUAGCUCUUUAGAUAUGCCCCAGGUUUUAAAACAGAAGUUGAAACUCUAAAGGCCCCAACAAAAUAAGAAACAGAAUCCUGAGCUGUUUCCUGAGGAGGAGGAAACACCAGGAAGAAAUUAUUGGAUAUAUGCGGCAAUACCGGAACCUAGGCCAUUUCUCAUACUGCAGGUUUGACCCAUUAAUGGGAUGUGAAAUUAAUGAGUCAUAACCAGCAUUUUUAAUGAAAAAUAUCAGAUAUGUAUAUUAUAUAUUAGAUGGUUGUGCAAAAUGUAUUUCUUCCUGUGGAUUUGCAGUCAGAAGACUGAAAGACAUACCUGGAACACACUAGAGGCAGAUAAAAUUACAAAUACCAACAGAAUUGCGAAAGUACUGGCCAGUUCCAAAUAAAGAACUUGAAAAUAAAAGAGCAAGUGGAAUGAAUACAUUUGGGCAAGAUCUGAAAGUAUAUUCUUAACUUCAUUUCAUUUGCAUUCAUACCAAUUGUGUUCUUCCUUUCUUCUCUCCUUUCUCACUGGUAUAUUCCACGUGUAAUAACCCUAAAUGUGGUUUCAAGCUGCCAGGUUGAACAGGCUUAUGUUCAGUUACUAAAAUCUGGUAAAUAAUUCUCUCCACCUUCCUAGUAGUACCAUACUCUUAGAGGAGUAAGUACAGCAUCAGCCAAUGUUACACACCUCCCAAGUAUUCACUGGCUUCAGCCAGUUACAAAAAGAGAAAACACAAUCUCAUUUGCUCCUAAAGUUUUCAACCCUAAACACUGGCUUCUGUUUCAAGUAAAAGCUCUUGAAAUAAGGAAAUUUUUGUUUAAUUAUUUUAGAAAGAGUGCAUGAGGCUCCUUAGUAAGGAUGUUUUUAUGUCUCUAAGAAAUAGUUAUUCCCAGAAGAAUCAAGAACAGCAGUCAUACGCAUCUAUUUUUGAGUAGAUACGUAUUUUUCCAGCAAAUAGUGGAUCUAAUAUGGAUUAUAAGUAUGUGAGACUUCGUUAUAUCAAAAAUCUCUUUUCCUUCAUUCGUGGAGUUGAGGGCCAAUUAUAACAAUGUAAGUGUCCUACUUUCUGACUCAUCAACUGUGCUUUUUAAAACCAUCAAUCUUGCAUGGAAAGCCAUUCAUUCCCACUUCCACUUUGACAAAUAACUGGUUUGACAGGCACCAAACUGAAGAGUGUAUGGAGCUACAGAGUUUAAUUAAAAGUCAACUGAGUUAUAUCAAUCAUUUUUUUCUUUUAUUAAAAAGUUUUUCAAGCAAAGGCCCUCCUUCAGUAGAAUAAAACAUCAGGUUCCCUUCUCUAGCCAUUGCAAUCAGGGCAAUUCACUUGAAAUUACUCAGCCUUGCAGUAAAGGGGAUAAAAUCUAGUAACGUGCAUUAACUCUUCCUCUGUGUGAGAAUUCAGGCAAGUUACCUACCCCGGUAUGUAUCCUGUCCUGUAUGUAUUAAAUGAGGUCAUAAAUAUUCCACAGGAUAUCUGAGGGGGGUUACCAAAGAAAUAUGACCUAGUUCCUCACCCUCACAGGACAUAGUGUGUAAGCUGUUUAGAGAGACAACACACAAUGAAAUAAGAGAAUAUUUUAUGAAGCAAUCUGUCCGGUGCAAAAUUACCAAGUGCAGACUGAAUGCUCCAGUGAGACAGCAGUCACCAGGAUGAGGAGAGGUCAAAUCAGGGUUUCCAGGCCUGGCUUUUGAGCUUGGCUUUAAGAGACAGAUGUGAUUCAGGGGAGGUGCAGGAAGCAACGGGAGCACCUGGGCUGAAGCGGAUUCCAUCCCGUAUUCCAUUUGUAAAAUGUUUCCUGUUUUUAAUCAAGUCUUUAGGUCUUGCUCUUUCUGACUGAGUUCUAGCUAAUGAAAUCUCACCUGAGGCUUUGGAAACGUAUGUCAUCAAAAAGCAGUUUAAGUAACAAAACUCUGGAUUGCUAAAAUGAAUAAAUUUUAGAAAUGAAGUUGGAGAAAAAACAAUGUAACCAAUCAUAUUCAGUGUUGUGAUAAAAUUAUACUUGAACUUUAUUUUUACAAGCCUUUUUUGAGAUACCUGGACUUACAAAGUUGUGUGUCCGUGUGUGUGUGUGUGUGUCCUGUAAAUAUAAACUAAAGGCAUUUUAUGAUAAUUGACCAUGAGAAAAAGAAUUCAAAUUAGAAGAUAGAAACCUCAAUAGCUAGAAAGGUCUUAGAAUUAUCUUUUCUUCCUUUGUGCACAAAAUAAAUGAAUCCAUGAUUAUGCCUCAAUUUACCCUAUCUGUAAAAUGGGGAUCCCAAUAGUUCAAAUUAUUGUCUAAGGAUGAAAUGACAUGUACUU